AAACAAAACUAAAAACCCACUCGCAAUCACAAAAACACUUGGUUUUCAAAGUGUCAUCAUCAACAGCGCCACACCCGGGAAAUUCUCCGUUGUUAUUCCGGUGCUCCGAGCUUGGUGAAUUAAAUGAAGGGGUCGUAGAUUCAAUCAUUCAAUUCCAUUUUCUCAUUUUAGUUGAUUGAUUGAGGUUGAAGGUUUUGAUUAUAUGUUACGGGGCAGUGUAUUGUGUUUAAGGUGGUGCUGUGCUGGUGAUUUGCAUUUUCUGUCUUUUCAGAAUAAAGGGUUUUGGAUGCCAAGGGAUGCUGGCUGUUUAACUAACGAAAAUGUUGGAUAUGAUGGUUCUUCAAGAAUCGAGCCAAAGCGAAGUCAUCAGUGGUUUAUGGAUACAGGUGAACCAGAAAUAUUCAGCAACAAGAAACAAGCAGUUGAAGCUGUUGGUGACAGGCCAGUUUCAGCUGUGAAUGUUUCUCAAUGGGACACCAGUUCGGGAUUUCACUCGGUGGUAGGCCAAUUUUCCGACCGUCUCUUUGGAUCUGAUCUUUUACGGUCUGUCAAUUCAGUUGAUAAAAGCAUGCAGUCAAUUGGAAGUGGAAAUCUGAACAUGGGAAGGAAGGAUUUUGGGAAUCAGUAUGGUAAUGAUCCAUCUGUGGGACUGUCAAUAUCUCAUACCAUAGGAGACCCUUCACAGUGUCUGAAUUUUGGUGGCAUCAGGAAAGUUAAAGUUAAUGAAGUUAGAGAUUCUGAGCAUAGCAUGCCAGCUGCAUCCAUAGGACACUCCUAUAGUAGGGCUGAUAACAGUACAAUUUCAAUGAGUUCUGGUUACGAUAAGAAUGAUGGCAAUAAUACAUCGGGCCCAACUUAUAACAAUGGAUGUGACAACACCACUGCUAUGGGGUUAAGCAAGACUGAUGACAGUCUCCUUGCAAUGGGUCACUUCUUCAAUAAAGGGGAUGGUAGUUUUAUGUUGAUGGGUCACAAUUAUGGCAGUGGAUCACAAUUAUCAAUGGGUCGGUCCUUUGACAGGGGAGAUGGAAAUUUCAUAACAAUGGGUCAGUCAUAUGGAAAGGAAGAUGGCAAUUUAAUAUCUCUAGGAACCUCAUAUUCCAAGGGGCAUGAGAGCUUUACAUCAAUGGGUCCAACCUAUGGUAAAUCAGGAGAAAAUUUUACAACUGUUACUCCUUCCUAUGACAAGGGCACCGAUCAGUUAAUAUCAAUGGGUCCAGUAUAUGAUAAAUUGAAUUCAAAUAUUGCUUCAACAGUUCCAUCAUUUGAUAGCAGCAAUUGUAGCUCUUUCCAUAUGGGUCAAAACUUCAAUAAGUUUCAGGGCAGUGCCAUAUCUUUUGGAGGUUUUCAUGUUGAUCCUGAAUCAAAUCCCUCUGGUGGAAUCAUUAAUAAUUCUGAUUCCUUAAUAGGAAACCAGAACUCAGCUCAAGGUGUGGAUAGGCAGAACGAUCUGACCGAAUCAAACCCCGAUCCGCUUGUAAAUAACACCCCAAAACCUAAUGCUAAAACGGAUAUUGUUGUUAAGAAUAAAGAGCCAAAGCCCAAGAAGGCUUCUACUAACAACUUCCCUUCAAACGUCAAAAGUUUGUUGUCAACUGGUAUUUUUGAUGGUGUUGCAGUGAUAUAUUGUACAUGGUCAAGGGAGAGAAAUCUUAAAGGAGUCAUAAAAGGAACUGGUUACUUAUGUUCCUGUGAUGACUGCAAGGAUCAAAAGGCUCUUAAUGCAUAUGAGUUUGAGCGUCAUGCCGGGGCCAAAACAAAACACCCUAAUAAUCACAUAUUCUUUGAGAAUGGAAAAUCCAUCUAUGCUGUUGUUCAGGAGCUGAAAAACACUCCUCAGGAAAUGCUUUUCGAUGCAAUUCAGACCGUGACUGGAUCCACCAUCAACCAAAGGAACUUCCGUAUUUGGAAAGCAUCAUACCAAGCUGCAACUCGUGAGCUUCGGCGCAUCUAUGGAAAGGAUGACGUGGUCAUACCAUCGUAAGUUCGGUGUUCUUCUCGAAAGUUCAGAACAUUUCGUAGAUAUGUAAUUUGUUCAGUGUGUGAAUGGCAGCUUCAAAGUUUAUGACUUUGUAAUUGAAAAUUUUAGUUGGCUUUUAGGAACUUGAAUGCUUUAUUUAUGGAAAUGAAGAUAUCUAUUUUGUGGUUCCAUUUCA
Cicer arietinum (chickpea) is the source of this 2156-nucleotide messenger RNA. RefSeq lists its product as uncharacterized. NCBI's taxonomy places the organism in Eukaryota, Viridiplantae, Streptophyta, Magnoliopsida, Fabales, Fabaceae. Gene Ontology annotation, molecular function: histone binding; chromatin binding; RNA polymerase II transcription regulatory region sequence-specific DNA binding. Gene Ontology annotation, biological process: positive regulation of transcription by RNA polymerase II. Gene Ontology annotation, cellular component: nucleus. The record is from RefSeq and is a predicted model, not a curated record.